AUUCAAGAAGAGAUCGAGUUGGACCCGGAGGGGCGCGAGGUUCGGCGGUUGCGGCUUCUCGGUGCUAGCGAGCAGUUUGUUUCGCGCAAAGGCGUCGGCGCCGGGUCGUCGGACUCGAGGCUGAGCGAGAGCGAGGAGGAGAUCGUGUAUUCGGCGCAUGUGCGGGCGAGGCGCGAUCGGAUCGCGCGCGAAGACGCGGAGGAGGCCGCGUUCAGGAGAGCCUCCCCGCGUUGCACGCGGCACAAGCGGCGGCGAGGGAGGCAGACCGCGACGAGGUCGACGAGAUCCUCGACUCGGUGUACGAGGAGCCGGAGCUAGAGCCCGAGGAGCCGGAGGUAGAGCCCGAGCUCGGGAAGGGGCGGCGCAAGAAGGUCUUUACGCCCCGCGCCGCGGAGAUUCAGGCGGAGAAGGCUGCAGCCCGUGGAGCUCGAGCCCGUCGCCGGGGGGGCGAGAAGGAGGUCCGCGAGAAGGAGAACCCGGCAAACGCGAGUCUCGACGCAAAGAUCGCUAAGAUCGCGGCGAGGCAGGCCCGCGAGAAGGAGGCCGCGCGGGCUCGUUACUUCGAGUCGUGCGAGAUCGAGAGCGAUUGAGCGGGAGGCGAGGGAGGUUCUUUUUUAGUUUUUAAUUUUAUUUUACACAAGGGAGUGCCUGUGGCUACGCUCACAAUUUAAUAAGAAUCGAAUAUUUUUUGGC
Messenger RNA from Micromonas pusilla CCMP1545, 693 nucleotides. RefSeq lists its product as uncharacterized. The record is from RefSeq and is a predicted model, not a curated record. NCBI's taxonomy places the organism in Eukaryota, Viridiplantae, Chlorophyta, Mamiellophyceae, Mamiellales, Mamiellaceae. The transcript has a single exon. The coding region runs from base 158 to 511 and encodes 117 amino acids.